Molecule: messenger RNA, 2034 nt
Organism: Podospora anserina S mat+
Lineage: Eukaryota; Fungi; Ascomycota; Sordariomycetes; Sordariales; Podosporaceae
Exons: 4
Coding region: 1-2034 (677 amino acids)
Biological process (GO): secondary metabolite biosynthetic process
Molecular function (GO): oxidoreductase activity, acting on CH-OH group of donors; flavin adenine dinucleotide binding
Source: RefSeq, a predicted model, not a curated record
AUGCCGAGAAGCUCUCAGGACUUAAAGGAGGCCUCUACGUGCCCAGAAGUCAGAGUGGUUCAUGUGUUUCGACGCGCCUUUAAUUUCUCUCCAACAAUGAGGUCGCAGUUGCUCUCUCUUACUGUUUGGUUGCUCGCUCACAAAGUCGUUGGGGCUGCUCUAGGGAAAGCUCCGGAAUUUGCGACCGUCGUUACGCCCAGAACUGUUCUGGCGAAUAGCUAUGAUUUCAUCAUUGCUGGCGGGGGGAUAUCUGGGCUAACUGUUGCUGAUAGACUGUCAGAGGACCCAUCAGUCAAGGUCUUGGUUAUCGAGGCCGGCAUUUUCGAUCAGGAUGAAGACAACAUCUUGAUUCCAGGACAGUUUUUCACCCCGUUCCCAUUCCAGUACAUGUAUCUUCCGUUGCCCAGCGUUCCACAGACGGCUUUGAACAACAGGUCAUUCAAUGUGCCGGCUGGGAAGGUGGUUGGUGGUGGCUCGGUCCUCAAUGCUAUGGUGUAUAGCGAAAAUUUCACCGCUCCAGAUCCUGCAUAUGCAGCUGCUGCGAACUUUUCAUUUGAUCCCUCUGUUCAUGGGACAACCGGGCCAGUGCAGGCUUCAUUUCCGAGCUUCCACUUUGAAGGAAGUGGCAUUUGGUUUGAGGCCGCAAUCUCAUCAGGCCUUCGUGCUGGCGGUGAUCCACAUGCUGGUGAUGGCUCAGGCGUAGUUUAUGUCCCCUCCGUUACCUCUGGGACCACGAGAACUAGAAGCCAUGCUCGACUGAACCAUUUCACACGUGUCCAGCCGAGACCAAACUACCACAUCCUAGCCGGGCAUACCGUUGCCAAAGUGCUGUUCGAUAACACCAAGAAGGUGACUGGGGUUGAAUAUCUACCAACUGGAGGCGGGGAGCGUCUUACAGCUCAAGCCACAAAGGAGGUUCUCCUUGCGGGAGGCGCCGUGCAUACACCUCAGAUCCUGCAGCUUUCUGGGAUUGGUCCCAAGAAGGUUUUGAACAAGUUCAAUAUCCCAAUCGUGGUCGAGCUUCCCGGCGUAGGAGCCAACUUUCAUGACCAACCUAGCAUCAUCAUUCCAUACAAUGGCACGUGUGUACCUCUCAGUUUACCUUGUUACUUGAGUGCUAACUUGAACCUGGCAGUCACCAACAACAUCUCGCCAAACGUGGGAACCCUAAACUCGGAUCCAGUCUACGACGCUGAGCAGCGAGCUCUUUACGAUGCAACUCGCCAAGGUCCUUACCAGCUUACUCGUGGUCUCAGCACCAACCUUGCGCUCCCUCCCCUCUGCAACGCAACUUCUGAUUGCAAAUCCAUCGUCUCUGCGGCUCGCAGAACCAACCCCUUUCGAUACCUUCCUGAUGAUACCCACGCCACCGUCAAAGCAGGCUACGCUCUUCAACGCGAAAUCAUUCUUCGACAACUGGAGGGCCCCAAGACUCCCGUGUCGAUGAUUCAUUGGGAUACCGCCAACUCCGUCAGGAUGUACUUCUUCAAGCCUCUGAGCAGGGGGACUGUUCAGAUCAACUCUACCAAUGCACUCGAGUGGCCACUGAUUGACUUUCGCACAAACGUCGAUCCCAUUGACGAGGAUUUGAUUGUGGCCUCGUUCCUCAAAAACAGACACAUCAUGUCUCAGCCCAGCAUGGCUGCGUUGAAUCCCCUUGAGGCCGCACCGUUUAGCAAUGACAUCACCGAUAAGAAUAUCCUCAAGCAAAUACUGAGAGGGGUCACUGAGCCGUCGAGUGCCCAUCAGUGUUGCACGGCAGCCAUGAUGCCGAGACUACUGGGCGGCGUGGUGAACUCCAAAAUGAAGGUGUAUGGCGUCAGGGGCUUGAGAGUGAUUGAUACGAGCUACUGGCCUAUUGUCUUGACUGCUGCACCUACAGCCACGACUUAUGCUUCCGGCGAGAAGGUACGCAAUGCUUUCCCUCUCGGGCAAAAGUGUUUCAGGACUGACCGAAGACACAGAUUGCGGACGCUAUCAAGGCGGAAUAUGGGCUACAGAGUCUCUAAUGACCGCUGGGAAAGAGAAGCAUGA